Arabidopsis thaliana (thale cress) is the source of this 390-nucleotide messenger RNA. Its product is annotated as Ubiquitin-like superfamily protein. Bases 1 to 390 code for a protein of 129 amino acids. The transcript has a single exon. NCBI's taxonomy places the organism in Eukaryota, Viridiplantae, Streptophyta, Magnoliopsida, Brassicales, Brassicaceae. The record is from RefSeq and is marked reviewed.
AUGAAGUUUCUCGUCGAGAAUCUGAAUGGUUCAUCAUUCGAACUUGAGGUUGAUUACAGGGAUACACUGUUAGUGGUCAAACAAAAGAUCGAGAGGUCUCAACAUAUUCCUGUUUCCAAACAAACCCUUAUCGUCGACGGCAUUGUUAUUCUUCGAGAGGAUCUUACUGUCGAACAAUGCCAGAUCGUCCCCACUUCUGAUAUCCAACUCGAAGUCUCAUCUGACGAUGAUAACCCUAAUCACAACGACUGCGAUCAAAAGCCGCAAACCGAGCAAUCUCCAGCACUACCAUUGGUUUCAGCGGAAGAGUACUUUGAGAGACAAGAUUGGCCUUUGACAGCAGAAGAGCUGAGACAGAUUUAUAGUUAUCGGCCUGAGCAUGAAGGUUGA